Molecule: messenger RNA, 6241 nt
Organism: Musa acuminata AAA Group (dessert banana)
Lineage: Eukaryota; Viridiplantae; Streptophyta; Magnoliopsida; Zingiberales; Musaceae
Product: dihydroneopterin aldolase 2-like
Exons: 2
Coding region: 275-1483 (402 amino acids)
Biological process (GO): folic acid-containing compound metabolic process
Cellular component (GO): cytoplasm
Molecular function (GO): dihydroneopterin aldolase activity
Source: RefSeq, a predicted model, not a curated record
GGCAAGGAGUGUUGGGCCCACAAAUUUAGGGUGGCCCGUAGACGACGGUCGGCGAAGGGGGCGUGUGGGUUUAGGUGGCCGGAAGCACAUUCGGAAGGGCAAGCCAAGGCAGGGGGGAUGAGCCUGUUGACGGCGGCGGCGCUGCAGGGGGUGGCGCUGGCCAGGAUCUUCGGACACGUCCUGAAUCCUUUGGGGAAGCGGUCCCCUCACAAGAUCCUCCGGAAGAAGCUCAUCGGAGACAAGGUCGCCCAGUGGUACCCUUACGACAUCAAGAAUGACGAUCCCCUCGUCCUCGCUCGCGAGGAGAAACUCGAGCAUGGAGGAACUCUACCAUGGCCAACAAAGGCUUGUUGGGGUAGAGAGCUCGCAAGAGGAAGCAGAGUCCAGGAUCGACAAGGUCGAGGCCCUAGUCGACCGACUGUCUGAUGACACCAAAGACUCCGUGCAACACUUACAGGAUGUUGUGGCGGAAUUCACUGCAAAGGUGGCCAUGCUCACAAGAACACUAAAUGUGGGAGGAAGCAACACCCGCGUUGUACCGCCACAAAAUUUGAGGGCACCUGAGCCUCAUGGAUAUGGAGGGGCCAGAGAUGCCAAAGAGCUCGAGAACUUUCUGUUCGACAUGGAACAAUACUUCCGAGCUACGAGGCCCGAUUCUGAAGAUACCAAAGUUUCUAUAGCAACAAUGUAUCUGAACGGAGAUGCGAAACUUUGGUGGCGAACCCGUUGGGAGGAGAUCCAACAAGGUCGGUGUCGAGUCGACACAUGGGAGGACUUGAAGCGGGAGUUGAGAACUCAGUUCCUGCCGGAGAACACAGAGUUCGUCGCAAGAAGGAAGUUGAGACAACUCCGCCAGAGUACCACCAUCCGAGACUAUAUGAAGCAAUUUUCUGUACUAAUGCUGGACAUACAAGACAUGUCCGAGAAGGAUAAGUUGUUCAGCUUCCUUGAUGGUUUGAAUCUAUGGGCUCAACAGGAGCUAAAUCGAAGGAAUGUUACCGAUGUGGUUGGGGCAAUUGCUGCUGCAGAAAGGCUCACCGACUUUGUUUCCUCCGAAGACCCAAGCAGAAGGAAACAAUCUUCAGGCAAUCGCCCUCCAAAACAUUCUCGAGGGAAGGAGCUCGGGGGCGAACAAAAGAAGAGUUCCCACAAAGGGCCAAACCCGAAAGGCAAGGCCUCAAAACCUGGAGGAUGUUUCUUGUGCAGAGGACCGCACAUAGUGAGGGAGUGCCCACAAAAACAGGCACUCAAUGCUUUGACGGCUUCCAUCCACCCCCCUCGAUCAGACAAGGGCAAAGCUGUUGCUCUUAGUUCGAGCAGUUCUGAAUCCAGCAGCGACGACGAGGAGUCGCAAGGACCCCGAAUGGGAGCAAUGCGUUUGUUGAACGCUAUGCGGGGUCAAGUGGGGGAGAACAUGAAGACAAAGUUACAAAAAGCAGGAAGUAGUGAGCUGAUGUAUGUGGACAUCAAGCUAAAUGGCUAAACGACCCGUGCAAUGGUGGACACGGGCGCUACCCACAACUUCAUAGCUGAUCGAGAAGCACGACGACUUGGGUUGAUCUUGGAGAAGAGCCCAAGCCGAAUGAAGGCGGUGAACUCGGAGGCCAGGCGAAUCUCCGGGUUGGCGAAGGGAGUUCCCAUCAAAAUCGGGACAUGGAGCGGGAACACUAACAUGAUGGCCGUGCCACUGGAUGACAUCCAAGUGAUUCUUGGAAUGGAGUUUAUGCACGCGGCGAAGUUGGUGCCGAUGCCGUUCUUGAGCUCCUUAUGUAUGAUGGGAGGCAAUGACCCCUGCGUGGUUCCCGUCUCUCGGAGAGGAACCAAGGAGCCCCAACACAUAUCGGCAUUACAACUAAAGAAAGGGGUGCGAAAAGGCGAAUUGACAUUCGUGGCUGCUAUGAAGCUAGAGCCACUCAACGAGAAGGCCAUGCAAGAACCUGCUGUGGUGGCGAACGUCCUGAAAGAGUUCAAGGACGUUAUGCCACCCGAGUUACCGAAGACUCUUCCACCACGCAGAGGCGUGGAUCACGGCAUCGAGCUAGAGCCAGGAGUGAAACCUCCACCGAGACCACCCUACCGCAUGCCCCCGCCAGAGUUGGCCGAACUCAGGAAGCAGUUAGGUGAACUGCUAAGCGGUGGUCUCAUCUGCAGCUCUAAAGCACCUUUCGGAGCUCCAGUUCUCUUUCAGAAGAAACAAGAUGGGAGCCUCCGAUUAUGCGUCGACUAUCGAGCCCUCAACAAAGUGACAGUGAAGAACAAGUAUCCCAUCCCACUCAUUCCGGACUUGUUCGACCAAUUGGGCAAAGCUAAGUAUUUCUCAAAACUCGACCUUCGGUCGGGGUAUUGGCAGGUGCGCAUUGCUGAAGUUGACGAAGCGAAGACUACCUGUGUGACCAGGUAUGGAGCGUUUGAGUUCUUGGUGAUGCUUUCGGCUUAACCAACGCUCCGGCCACAUUCUGCACUCGCAUGAACCAGCUAUUCAAGGAGUAUUUGGAUAAGUUCGUGGUCGUCUACUUGGACGAUAUCGUCAUCUACAGCUAAACGCUCGAGGAGCACGUCAGGCACCUUCGGACGAUUUUCAAGGUUCUCAGGGAGAACACUUUGUUCGUGAAAAGGGAGAAAUGCUACUUUGCUCAAACUGAGAUAUUAUUCUUGGGACAUCGAAUCGGUGAUGGCUCCAUUCGGAUGGAUAAGUUGAAGGUGCAAGCGGUUGCGGAAUGGCGAACUCCAAAGAAGGUGCCAGAGUUGAGAUCCUUCCUUGGUUUCGUCAAUUAUUAUCGACCCUUCAUAGCGGGAUAUUCGAAGCGUGCAACCCCACUGACGGAGUUGCUGAAGAAGGAGCAGCCUUGGAAGUGGUCUGACAAAUGUGAAAUAGCAUUCCAAGAUCUGAAGGCUGCUGUUAUGGAAGAACCAGUGCUCAAAUUGCCAGACUAUGGGGAGCCUUUUGAAGUCCAUACAGAUGCUUCGGACUUCGCUAUUGGGGGAGUACUCAUGCAGGAGGGUCAUUCGGUGGCCUACGAGAGCCGAAAACUCAACGAGACAGAGCGGAGGUAUCCAGUGCAUGAGAAGGAGAUGACAACAGUGAUCCACUGUCUACGAGUUUGGCGACACUAUCUCCUCGGAUCGUGAUUUGUGCUGAGGACAGACAACAUCGCUCUGAGCUAUUUCCAAACUCAGAAGAAGCUCUCCCCAAAGCAGGCGCGUUGGCAGGACUUCCUGGCUGAAUUUCAUAUGGCAAUGAAGUAUAAGCCUGGGAAGGCAAAUGUCGUGGCCGAUGCAUUGAGUCGGAAGGUGGAGCGUGUGAAUGCCGCACAAUUGGAGGGCGGAAACCAAGCAAGUCAGUUGCACUCCAACUUCCUUUCCAGAAUCUGGGAUGGACUGUAUAGUGACCCCCAGGCAGUUAUCCUGAUGCAGCUCAUCAAAGAAGGCAAGGCACGACGAUUUUGGGUCCAGGAGAGACUCGUUUACACAAAAGGGAAUAGGGUUUAUGUUCCCCGAGUGGACAAUUUGAGGCGUGGACUCUUAAAUGAGUGUCACGAUUCCCUUUGGGCUGGACACCCAGGCAUUCAUAGGACGUUGGCUCUCGUGGAGAGGGUCUUCUAUUGGCCGAAGAUGGGGACUAAUGUGGAGGAAUAUGUUCGAACAUGCCUUACUUGCCAACAAGACAAGGUGGAGCAGCGGAAGCCGGUGGGACUUUUGGAGCCGUUGCCCGUACCAGAAAGGCCGUGGGAGAGCAUUUCCUUGGAUUUCAUAUCAAGCUUGCCACUUGUAGGGAGACUCGGAUCGAUACUCGUGGUGGUCGAUCGGUUUUCAAAGUAUGCAGCUUUCAUUGUUGCUCCCCUACACUGUUCAGCAGAGGAGGCGACCAAGCUGAUGAUGAAGGAUGUGGUGAAGUAUUGGGGAGUCCCACACAAUAUCAUUAGUGAUUGAGAUGCUCGGUACCUGGGACGAUUCUGGACCGAGCUAUUCAAAUUGUUGGGGUCGAAGUUAUACUUCUCUAGUUCUACAAGCCUCCACCCCCAGACGGAUGGCCAGACUGAAAGGAUAAACUCGCUCCUAGAGCAAUAUCUCCGGCACUACGUGAGUGCCAACCAACGAGAUUGGGUGAAGCUGUUGGACAUUGCCCAAUUCUCCUACAACUUGCAGCGGAGCUCUGCAUCCAACAAGAGCCCCUUCGAGAUCAUCACAGGACAACGACCGUCAACUCCGCACACCAUGGCAAUUGGGUAUACUGGGAGUAGUCCAUCAGCCUAUCAUUUCGCAAAGGAGUGGCAUCGAAAUGCAGAUAUUGCGCGGGCUUACUUGGAGAAGGCGACAAAAAGGAUGAAGAAGUGGGCAGACUUGGGAAGGCGACCGCAAGAGUUCAAAGUUGGCGAUUUGGUGUUGGUAAAGCUUCAACCGGCAUCACUCCAAUUCUUUAGGAACAAAGUCCACAAAGGAUUGGUGCGCAAGUAUGAUGGGCCCUUCCCAAUUAUCAGCAGGGUAGGCAACGUCUCUUACAAGUUGCAGCUGCCGGCGUGGUUUAAAAUUCACAACGUUCUUCACGCCAGCAACCUAAAAGCCUACCACUCGGAUCCGCAAGAUGCUUCCCGAAGUGUUCCAACUCGACUACCUCCCAUCACAGCCUCCUACGAGAAGCGAGUUGAAACCAUUCUGGCGGACCGCAAGAUAAAGCUACCCAACGGAGCUGAGCAGAUAGAGUACUUGGUGAAGUGGUGAAAGCUUCCCCGAACUGAAGCCAGUUGGGAGCCUGAAGACACCCUACGACAUGAAGAAGAAAUCAUCAACAACUACCAACAAGCGUCGACAGUUUAAGUGGGGAAGAAUGUCACGAACGGUCGUCGCGCACUCGCAACAACUCCGUUCAACGAACCGUUCGUCAAUCACACCUACAUGUACAGCUACUUAACAGCAUGUUUUCUCUUGGUUUUAGGUCAUUUUGCUUGUAAAAAUGUAAGUUCAAACAAGCUACAGCGUUACAAAGCGAUCGCUCACCGAACCAAGCAAAACAGCUCCAAAACAGCCCAAAACAGCUCCGUUUUCGCGUGCCGCGGGCUGAUUUCUGCAAUCUGCCUCCGCUCACCAAAACGUCAGCCAUCUCAGCCCCUUUGAACCCCCCGGGUGGCACAGGGCUGGAUGGGGCUUCGGAUAUAUAAAGGGCGUUGAACUCUCUUUCGCAAGUUCGCACAUGGCCUUUACGGGAACUUGUUGUCGCGCCCGGGACCAGGUGAGCGGCUGUUUGUGGGCUUGCAGCUGUUCGUCCAACCUUCCAAAGCCCUUGUUUUCCCCCCUCUCCCUCUUUUCUCUUGUGCACGCAAGGUGCUCGCUGAAUUGCUUGUAAAGCUUCCUCUUUUCGCGAGACGUCGGGACUUGUCCGUCGCUCGUUCUUUCGAACUAAUCAACUUUCUCUUUUUACAGGUCCUUCGGGACCUGCUAGAGGUUACAAAUGGGCUGAUCCUUGCGGAGCAAUAUCGCAAGGGCGAAGCGCGACUUAGACAACGCAAGCUAAGUUCGCGUCUUUGCCGCAAGGGUGACUCGCGACUUAGGCAACGCAAGCUAAGUUCGUGUCUUUGGCCGCAAGGGUGCCUUACGCCUUAGGCAAUUCCAACUAAGGCCGUGACAGUUAAGCGUAAUAAAUAAUUGUCUCAUUUUCAGACUAUCUCCGUAGCUUAUCAUUUGCGUGACUAUCUAUGUUUAAUCACACCCUUAUGUGCUAGAUAGAGAGACCUGUAAGCAUGGGAGAAGGUAAUUGAUCCUUCAGUGUCAUGGACCAGUGUUUGUGUAAUGCACCGUGGAACUUGGGCCGGUCCUCUAGUGCGUGGAUUGUUGUUGGCUCACUGUAUACAUUGCAUGAACUUGUUGGGAGUAAUGGUACGAUGACAACUCGUCAUUGGUAUUGCGUUGCGUGAUGCAAUCUAGCCUGACCUAUAAGACUUUGACAACCAUUUUAGACAUGGAUGGAAAUGAAUUGCAUCCGACGGGAUUUAGAGCCAAGUAGCUUUCUUGUACGUUAUCAUAAAUAAAAAUGUUUUGUUCUGUUUGACUGUAGCAAAGCAAAAAAAAUUCCUGAUGAGUUCUAUGCGGAGAGGACAAAAAAAAAAAGACUUUCUUUUUUGAUAUGCUUCGACUUUCUUUCUUUGUUGAUCGAACAAGUUUUGCCUUUCGGUUUGUUAAACGUAGGAUUAUGAUCUCACUGUUUGCAUUGAACGCCUGCCAAAACUUUAUUUUUCGUGCUCGACUC